UAUUUUUAUACUUGUAUCUGCCUUCACAUUUGUCACAAGAUUCCAAGUUCUCUCCUUAUAUAAACAUAGCCGUCACUUGUUUUGGCAAUUAAAAGAACCCCCUCUCUGUUUCUCUCUGCCUCUCCCCUGAGUUUUCCACUCACAUUACAACACAAAUGCUAAAAAUGAGUGGCUUGAGUUUCAGGUUCUUCUCAUACAUGCUUCUCAUUGUGCUUCUAAUUUGGUCUUCCAAUUUUGAAACCUGCAUUGCAAGAAGAGGCAAGCAUUGGAGGCAAAGCAGAACUGUCUCAGCUUCUCUGUUUAAGAAGAAAGGGAACAGUCAUGGCAAUAGUCACAAUCAACAUGGUGGAGGAGGAUCAUCAUCACAUUCAAAACCAAAGCCUCCUCCUCCAACACAUAAAAAAACUCCAUCAUCACCACUAUUUCCCAAGCCAAAAGUAGAUCCUCCAUCAACACCGCCGUCAAAUGAUUACAAUGGAGGGAGCUCAACCAUGUUCAAUGUGCUAGAUUUUGGAGCUAAGGGUGAUGGUAGAACUGAUGACACAAAGGCAUUCCAAGCCACAUGGGCAAUGGCAUGUAAGGUAGAGGCAUCAACCAUGGUGGUUCCAGCAGCUUACGUCUUCUAUGUGGGACCUAUUUCAUUCUCGGGUCCAUAUUGUAAACCCAACAUUGUUUUUCAGUUUGAUGGUACAAUUAUUGCUCCAACAAACUCCAAUGCUUGGGGUGGAGGGUUGCUACAGUGGCUUGAAUUCUCAAAGCUUGUGGGAAUUACCAUUCAAGGAAAAGGUGUCAUUGAUGGAAGAGGCUCUGUCUGGUGGCAAGAUUUCCCAUAUGAUGAUCCCAUAGAUGAUGAAGAAAAGCUUAUAGUUCCCCUAAAUCACACACAGAAGCCGUCACUGCCGGUACAAAAUGAGAUGGGAAGACAAAUGCCAGCAGUCAAACCAACUGCACUAAGGUUUUAUGGGAGUUUUAGUCCAACAGUGACAGGCAUAACAAUUCAAAACAGUCCUCAGUGCCAUCUCAAGUUUGAUAACUGCAAUGGGGUCCUGGUCCAUGAUGUGAGCAUUUCAUCUCCUGGUGACAGCCCUAACACUGAUGGAAUUCACCUUCAGAAUUCCAAAGAUGUGUUGAUCCACAGCAGCAAAAUGGCAUGUGGAGAUGACUGUAUUUCAAUACAAACUGGAUGCUCAAAUGUGUAUGUACACAAUGUCAACUGUGGUCCAGGGCAUGGAAUCAGCAUUGGAAGUUUAGGAAAGGAUAACACCAGAGCCUGUGUCUCAAACAUUACCAUCAGAGAUGUCAACAUGCACAACACAAUGAAUGGUGUCAGAAUCAAAACAUGGCAGGGUGGAUCAGGGUCUGUGCAGGGGGUACUAUUCUCAAACAUACAAGUUUCUGAAGUUCAGCUUCCGAUUGUGAUUGACCAGUUCUACUGUGACAAAAGAUCAUGCACAAACCACACAUCAGCAGUGGCAUUAGCAGGAAUCAACUAUGAAGGAAUAAAGGGGACUUACACGGUGAAGCCGGUGCAUUUUGCCUGCAGUGAUAGCUUGCCGUGUGUGGACGUUUCGUUGACCUCGGUUGAGUUAAAACCGGUUCAAGAACAAUACCACCUCUAUGAGCCAUUCUGCUGGCAGACUUAUGGCCAAUUAAUGACUCCCACAACCCCUCCAAUUGAUUGUAUACAGAUUGGGAAGCCAUCAAGCAACCGGAUUCAAACCAAUCAUGAUAUAUGUUAGAUUUUUAAUAUGAAUCUUAUGUGUUUGGAUUGGUGAUACUGGUGGAGACACAAUACGAAGCACGGUAGCCCUAGAAGCGAUUGUGUGACUUCCCAUCACAGAACCAAACACGCUAUUAGAUAUGUGUAAAUUGAUAUGGUUGUUAUCACCUGGUAAGGUGGAAGCAGUUUUAGAUAUCCCUUCACACUGUUAGCUAGUUAGAUGAAAGCAUGUAUCCAUUUCAGAAGUACUACUCUAUAGGGAAUUUUUGUUCAUUGUCAGAAAAUAUUAUAUAUACUAGCCCUGCUUUCAGCUAGAGGGCAAGGGUAUUGUGAUAAAGUGCAGCUUUGUAGCUAUGGCAUAUUGCCCGUGUGUGAGAGUGAGAUAUUAUCAUACAACUUCUAGGCCUAGCAUCUGUAUUUGCAAUAAAAUCUUCUUCUUCUUC
Molecule: messenger RNA, 2163 nt
Organism: Lotus japonicus
Lineage: Eukaryota; Viridiplantae; Streptophyta; Magnoliopsida; Fabales; Fabaceae
Product: polygalacturonase At1g48100-like
Exons: 7
Coding region: 156-1739 (527 amino acids)
Biological process (GO): carbohydrate metabolic process
Molecular function (GO): polygalacturonase activity
Source: RefSeq, a predicted model, not a curated record